Molecule: messenger RNA, 958 nt
Organism: Hypoxylon fragiforme
Lineage: Eukaryota; Fungi; Ascomycota; Sordariomycetes; Xylariales; Hypoxylaceae
Exons: 1
Coding region: 317-958 (213 amino acids)
Source: RefSeq, a predicted model, not a curated record
UUUAUAUAAGAGUAAAUCUUGAAAUACACGUUGUUAUUGUCAGUUUAGUAAUAUCUACAAAUAGGGAUUUAUAUCUAUCUCCACCCCUCUCUCUAACGUCCACUUACCUAGGUAGUACUCUCUAUACUCCAACCCCUUAUCCUGGGGAGACUACAUUUUCUACCUGCUGCAACUUUCAGCCAUCCCCAUCCCCAUCCCCAUCGCUUCGAAACAUCCAAAUCCCACCAACCCCUUUCGACCAAACCAGCUCCUUUUCCUCCUCCUCCUCCCUUUCCCCUUUAUUUUUUUUUUCAUUCUUAAAGAAGACCCUAUAAAAAUGUCAGCAAACGACACCCCCGAACAACAAAACCAGAAUCUCCUCACCCGCCCCUUUCCCGAAGCCGUGGCCUACGACCUCUCCGCCAAGGACCACACCGCGCUCAUCCGCGUCCCGCCCCACUCUUCCUGGUCGUCGGGCCUGCACUGGCAUGAUGCGCACACGGAGUUCUUGCAGGUGCUGCGGGGGCGGGCUAGGGUGGUUGUUGGGGGGGAGGAGUUUGUCGUCGGCGCUGAUGCUGGGGGAGGUGGUGGUGUUGGUAUUGGUGUUGGUAUUGGUGGUGGGGAUGGGGAUGGGGGUGAUGUGAUCACGGUGCCACGCGGCGUUGUGCAUGAGUGGCGGAGAGCAGAUGAGGAUGGUGAGGGGUUGGUGGUUAGGGAGUGGACGGAGCCGAGGGAUGGUGGGAAAGAGGUCUUCUUUCGGAAUCUGAAUGCGUUGGUAUUGGGGAGUGGUGGUGGUGGUGGUGGUGGUGUUUGGGGUGGGAUGAAACUACAGGUUGAGCUGUGGAAUCUGUUUUGGCGCGCGGAUAACUAUCCGGUGGUUUGGGGAUCGGGGAUCUUUGGGGGCGUGGCGACGAGGGCGGUGAUGGGGAUUGCGGUUGUGGUGGGCUGGGUGUUGGGGUGUAAGGGGGUUUAUUUAUGA